AUGCCUUUUGGUUUGAAAUAUGCGGGAGUUACAUACCAACGCCUCAUGGAUAAAAAAUUUUCAAGCCAAGUUGGAAGGAAUAGGGAAGUAUAUGUGGAUGAUAUGAUUGUUAAGUCCGCCAAGUCCAGUGACCACGUCGAUGAUCUUAAGGAAGCAUUUGCUCAACUAAGAAAAUAUCGAAUGAAGUUAAAUCCCGAGAAAUGUUCAUUUGGGAUUCAAGGGGGAAAGUUUUUGGGAUUCAUGAUAACAUCAAGGGGGAUAGAAGUAAAUCCAGAUAAAGGCAAGGAGAUCUUGGAAAUGAAAAGCCCAACAAAUGUCAAGGAAGUACAACGAUUAACAGGACGCAUGGCAGCCUUAGCGCGUUUCUUGCCAAUGGCGGGCGACAAAGCAGCUCCGUUCUUCACUUGUUUGAAACAGAACUCGAAGUUUCAAUGGACCGAGGCAUGUGAACAAGCUUUUACUAAAUUGAAAGAAUCAUUAGCAACGUUCUUGGUACUAUCCAAGCCCACACCAGGCGUUCCUUUGACGCUCUACUUGACAGUCACGAAUAGGGCGGUCAGUACGGUGUUGCUUCAGGAAGAAGGGAAAAAGCAGAAGGUACUCCAGAAACCCGAUCUGUCAGGGCGAUUGGUCAGCUGGUCAGUCGAGUUGUCUGAAUAUGAUAUACAGUAUGAGCCAAGGGGACAAGUUACAAUCCAAAUCUUGAUUGACUUUGUGGCGGAAUUAACACCCACAGAAGGCGAGAAAACUCAGGGAGAGUGGGUCCUGUCUGUUGAUGGAUCCUCCAACGACACGGGAAGUGGGGCAGGAAUAACUAUUGAAAGCCCGGAUAAGAUGGUCAUCGAACAAUCUUUGAAAUUCGAGUUUAAGGCGAGCAACAACCAAUCAGAAUACGAGGCGCUAAUCGCCGGAUUAAGGCUCGCCAUUGAAUUAGGCGUUCAUAAAUUAUUCAUCAAAGACGACUCGCAGCUGGUUGUUAAGCAGGUAAAAGGCGAGUAUCAAGUGAAGGAUCCACAACUUUCUGAAUACUUGGAAGUGGUACAUAGAUUAAUGAUGGAGAUAGAAAAGAUCAGGAUAGAACAUGUUCCAAGAAGUCAAAAUGAAAGGGCUGACGUGCUAGCAAAAUUGGCCAGUACGGGGCGAUUUGGCCAUUAUCAAACAGUCAUCCAGGAAACCCUUCCUCGCCCCAGUAUUGACUUGGUGGAAGUUAAGUUAAACGCAGUAAAGUCAGUGAUUGAAGGCGAGCCUUCGUGGAUGGAGUCGAUCAAGACUUUCCUCAAAAACCCUUUGAAGGAUGAUGAUCUGAACACAAAAGAAAAGCGUAGGGAGGCUAGUUUUUACACGCUGGUAGACGGUGAGCUAUAUCGGUGGGGAAUUAUGUCUCAUAUGCUCAAAUGUGUUGACACAAGAGAUGCCCUGGGAAUCAUGGCGGAAGUUCACGAAGGAGUAUGCUCUAGCCACAUAGGUGGGCGAUCAUUGGCAGUAAAGGUAUUGAGGGCAGGAUUUUACUGGCCGACGAUGAAGAAGGACUGCCUGGAAUACGUCAAGAAGUUUGGGGUCCCCAUGGCUUUGGUAAUGGACAAUGGGACUCAAUUCACAAGCAAUGUCACCAGAGAAUUUUGUGCGGAGAUGGGAAUUGAAAUGCGAUUUGCAUCAAUGGAACAUCCACAGACUAACGGACAGGCAGAAUCAGCCAACAAAGUUAUUUUGAAGGGCUUAAAGAAAAAAUUGGAUGAGGCAAAAGGUCUUUGGGCGGAGGAGCUCCCAGGUGUCCUAUGGGCAUAUAACACGACUGAACAGACAAGCACGAAGGAAACCCCAUAUCGUCUAACUUAUGGAACUGAUGUCAUGCUCCCUGUGGAAGUUGAGAACCAAAGUUGGCGAGUAUCCCGAUUUAAUGAGGACGACAAUGGGGAAAAUUUGAUAGCAAAUUUAAUCAUGCUGCCUGAGGAACAACGGGAGGCACACUUAAGGAAUGAGGCGGGAAAGGUGAAGGUUGCAAGGAAGUUUGCAACAAAAGUGGUCCCAAGAACUAUGAGGGUAGGAGACUUGGUGCUUCGAAAAGAAGACUAUACCUGA
Lotus japonicus is the source of this 2079-nucleotide messenger RNA. RefSeq lists its product as uncharacterized. The record is from RefSeq and is a predicted model, not a curated record. Gene Ontology annotation, molecular function: nucleic acid binding; RNA-DNA hybrid ribonuclease activity. NCBI's taxonomy places the organism in Eukaryota, Viridiplantae, Streptophyta, Magnoliopsida, Fabales, Fabaceae. The transcript has 3 exons. Gene Ontology annotation, biological process: DNA integration. The coding region runs from base 1 to 2079 and encodes 692 amino acids.